AUGUUGCGUGUGGACUUGGAGGACUUUGAAGGGAACACAGCAUAUGCCGAGUAUAACUUGUUUGGUUUUAUGAGUGAGAAACACAAGUACAAGCUGAUCCUUGGUUCCUAUUCAGGUAGAACUGUCAUUUCGUCGCUUCUAUUCCAGUCAUUCUAAGAGGGAGAAGGGGGGGGGGGAGGAGGAGAGUGCUGAGUGAUGUAAAUAUGCUUUACAUAUUUUACACUGAUAGCUUUGGAAGACAAAAAAAUUAAUUUCAUCGAUAUGCAAUCCUGAACAGUGCAUACCAGACAUUGAUUAGUCCAAAUGUAUUCGCCGGUGGAUCAUGCACAGUUAACCUGACGAACUAAUUCAACUAUGAUGAGUGUCUCGGUAAACAUAUUUAUUGGCAUUAUCAUGUUGAGUGAUUAAUCUCAAGAAUCUUUGACAUAAAUCAUAGAUAUUAAUAAGAAUACUUUUACUCCAUUUCAUCAUGGUUAAAUUAUACUUAUCUGAUAUUUCAUGAUUUCUUUUGAAUUACGAACGGCUCAUUGUUGGUAAAACGUAACACUCAUAUUGCUGCUCGUUUUGUCAGGAACUUCUGGUGACUCUCUUGCUAUGCAUCGCCGCAUGCCAUUCACCACUAAAGAUCAAGAUAAUGACCAUCAUGGAGGUCAAAACUGCGCCAAUAAGUUCAAAGGAGCCUGGUGGUACAAGACUUGUCACCACUCAAAUCUCAAUGGUUUAUAUCUUCGUGGCCAGCACUCCUCGUAUGCUAAUGGAGUGAACUGGAAAGACUGGAAAGGACAUCGUUACUCCCUCAAGAGAACCGAGAUGAAAAUAAGACCAGUGGAUUUCUGAACUGUCAUGUUUAUCGAACAACAAUGAUACAGUACCAACUUAACCAAAAAAACGAGUUUCUCGAUCAAGUCUAUUCAGCAUGUAAUAAUUACUCUUAAAUUGGAGCUUAGCGAAAUGUGAUUCAGGUUUUUCUUGCUUCUUUGUGCGUGUUUUUCAAAAUAGGAAUAGUCGAUUCUGUAGAAUGGGCCAGUUAACCGAUAAUAAUAAUCAUCAUAAUAGCAAUAAUAACUUAAUCUAUAUAGCAGUAGAUGCAAAAAGCUCCUGAUCAUAGUUGUAAAUUGACAGUUCAUCAUCAGUAGCUGUGGAAAAAUGCGUCUUUAAUUUGUUCUCAAAAAACAGAAACUAAUGGACUCAAUUUAAGGUUUAUGGGUGAGACAUUCUAUAGCCUGGGGGCAGCGGCUGAAUAGACCCUGCCUUCAUAAAAUUUUAGGCGGGUCUGAGGUAUUCACAAGAGUUAUCCUCGAAUCUAAAUGGCUUGUAUCAUCAUAGCCAUCAGGCGUCCUACGCUCCUUCUAUCUCGGUUCUACAAGUUUUGAUUCUUUACAAUUUUGACUCGUAUUUUCAGUUGACGGAACGCAAAGCGAUCACACAGCCUUGGUUUUUUUAAAGUCAAGAUCAGAAGAAUAAACCUAGUCGCUAAUUCAGUUCUAGUUCCCUUUGAUUUCUAUAACGAAACCCCAAACAAUCACCCAAUAAUUUGAAUCUAAAGAACGCUGUCAGAAAAACAAAUAUUUCAAGCUCUAGUGUACACUGGAAUGCAGCACUGUAAUGUGGAUGAUUCUAAAAUGCUUCAUAUGUUGCUUUUAUUUGAAUUUUCUUAGCUUUUGCUAAAGUAAAUACCUUGCACUGCUAUUGAUAAACAUAUUGCAAUUUUAAUCAUAAGAACACGUUGUCACGCACAAGGUCCAUUUUGCAGAUAUGGCUCAUCAGGUGAUUGUUUUACAAAGUGAGUUUGUAGAAAUAACAAAUGUAAGGAUGAGUAGGUGAAAUAUGUUUUGUUUUAUUCUAGCCUCGGAGCCACUUUAGAAUUUUGAUGUAUCGAAAGUGGCCUAUUGGAUCGAUUGUGAUCUUUGCAGGCUGAAAGAGGACUCCUUACAGCUUUAGUUACUUAUAAAUGAUUAAAAUCUAUGAUACAUAAAAGUUUCGGUUUUUCACAAUUUCAAUGCGAUGGGGAACGAAAUCAAGAAACGGAGACCUUUCUUUCAGCUCGUUCUGCGGCUAUGGCGUCCAAUUCGUGUAAAGUUUUAAAUUUAGACGUGAGUUUGUCUACAUCUUUAGGUGCGCGUCCCAGGUACCGAGGAAUCUGCAGGUAGGUUUCCACCAUCCACGCUCUGAAAUUCAUGUCUCUGGUGAAAGCAAGAAAUUUGUUAGUGGCAGGCUCAAACGAUUCACCUUCGUUUCACCCUUUACACCCUAACAUCAGGAUGCAUAUUCUCCAUACUGCUCUCUAUACAUUUCCUCAGCUGAUGACAGGGAGAAUUUGUUUAACGAUCAAGAGCUUCUUCAGUUGUUGGUCAUUUUUUUUUUCUCAUGACCUUAAUGUUUGAUUCAGGGGUAACAAUGUAAGGAGAAAUUAAGUGGUAGUCAUUCUUAAGGGUCAGCACGGAUUCAAUGAAAGCCGAUUGGCGGCGGUGUCUCUCCGCAUAUAGGACCUCUUACCGCCGUCUGUUUAGCCUACGAGCUGGCUCUUGUGUUUGGGUUUGUAUAAAAUAGGAUGCCAGUCGUAAAACGUAUGGUCAGACGUGAUGUAGGAGUAUCAUUCGAUAAUUGAAAGUAUAAUAACCGGAAGUAGAGUUGUAACAGAGAACCGGAAGUCAGAACACUUUAAGGACAGGUAAGGUUGAAUUGUCGUUCGAACUGGCGGCUCCCCCCACGCAAUAAAACUCGUUCUGAGAAGCGCAAAAAUUCUACAUGGAAUAUAUGAUGAGAACUACAAGAAAUCUUAUCUCAGGCGAUGGCACUGAGAAGAACUUCUCACUUAUUUGGAAAACAGAAUUACCCUAUUCUGACGUCGAAGACGUACGAUGCAAAGAUGGUCCCUACCUUUGACCAUAGACUACUGUGCUUUAUGUGGCCUCCCCUAGAUCCGCUCCCGUGUUAUUUUAUGUAUAUUUUUGGGUCAUAUCGGUCGUUCGUUUUGGUCGCUUGGUUCGUUUUGUUUCGAUCGUUUUGCUUUGGUCAUUUCGGUGGUUUCGCACGUUUCGUUUCGUUUUGCUGUAUCAUUUCUUCAUCCUGGUUGCCUGAGAGAAAGCCACCAGCUAAAAAAGCAAAAGAUUUUAGGCAAACACGAUCUUAAACUAGAAAUAUUUAUGUUUUCUAUUGUCAAUUCUACUGCGUUUGUGUUCCAACAAUUAUCAUUCACAUCUAAUCAUUUGAGGCUUUUUCAUAGAAUUUGACUUUCCGGCACUUUUCAAAAACCUUGUACUGGAUUAUCAAAAAUAUAAAAGACCAAAACCAUGAACUGAUGAAUACCUACAAUUGGAACGUAUGAUUAGGAAGAAAAACUAAAGCGCGUCCGUUCAUCGUUUAUUAAACAUAUUUUGUUUUGUAACCAUGAUUACAGCACUUAAAAUAGUUUUAUUAACGAUGGCACGACACCACUUUUUUAGCGAUUGAUAUUCUUUGGGGUAUUUAAGACCCUCACUUUAAUCUAAUAGAAAAAGAAAGACCCCUUAUACGGUAUUUUCGUGGUUUAAAUAUUUGGAACAAUGACCGUAUCCUUUGACGGCCGUUUGAAGAUUUUUCUGACGGCCUUAACAUUCUGCUUGUUUUUGAGAUACAACUAAUUAGUAAAUAAACCCAUUCGGGCGGCUGGUAAAUCGGCUGAUAAUGUCCACGGCUGAGAUAUUGUCCAAAAAUUUUAAAAAAUAUUUGGCCGAGCAGCAAAGCUUCGAGGGAAAAUAUGACGUUUUUAUGACAAUCUUUCAGCCAAGGACAAUAUCAGCCGAAAUACCAGCAAGCCAGAAAGAGGUUUAUCUAUUUUAAAACGUACCCUCCUCUUAAUUCUCAUAUCACCCGAGACCGCUCGUGAAAAACAAGUGCUUAUCUGAUGCGGAUGCGCAGUUGCGACCAGCUUUUUAAUAUUUUACUAGACUCUACAAAAAGAGUGUUUUUUGUAAAGUAGCCAGUAUAUGGGCGCGAAAAUUAAUGGGUUGAUUAUAACGUCCUAGGCUUGUUUCAAAUUUCCCUCGAGACUUUGUCUCACUGUGUUUGGGUUCCUACAAUUAUUGAUCUCAUCUCAUCAUUUGUAGCUUUGUUUGCAGGACUCUUAUUGAGGUAUUUCAUUGAGUAUUAUACUUCUACAAUGUUAUUUAGAGAAAACCAGUCACCCACAGUUAACACAAAAGCAGUGAUCUGAUGACUAGAAAUAAGUAGAACAGCUGAACAGGAAGAAGGCCUGUGGCGUUUAUGUUCACCACUCAUAACAUACCCAAACACAAUAUCAAGUACAACAAACAUUUUGUCAGUCAGAAGGUAAGAAAUAUAUUUGUAAGCUACUUUCCAUUUUUUGCACGAGGGUCAACGUAUUCACAGGAAUUAUGUCGAGCGACGAUGAAAAUGAUGUUAUUAAUAAAGCUCUGUUGAGGGGCGUUCGAAAUGGUAGCCUUAGGAACCCUCUAUGGGGAUCAUUUGCAUUGUCAACUCAGUUAUUAGAACUAAGUUACCUUGUGGUUAAUAACAACCUCUUUUAACAAGAGUACCCUACCGCAAAUAAGGUUUUCGCGCACGAUGAGAAGUACAGUAUCGUACAACGCUUACCUGUUACAGUAUCGCACAACGCUUACUUGAAAAAGUGUAUCACAUUCUCUGCAACACUGUAUAUUUUAUUAUUACGUAGGCCUAUGGCUUCCUGGGUGAAAAAAAAAAUUCAAAGUCGACAUGUACCUCUUGCAUUUUAUCGCCAUUUUUUCUAAGUUUCUGGGCACUUUCUAGUAAGAUCAGUUUUUUCAGCGGACAGAUAUUAAGUCGAAAUGUUUAGUUUGUGGUGAUAUCGUUUAUAAUGAUUUCGGCAUGUACCAAGACCCGAAACAGCAAAACGAAACAAGUGAAACGACUGAAAGGAAACGACCCCAGAAAAUGUAGAUUUCACUUCAGAUAAUCUCUCGCAUAUAAUGCUUUUAAAUAUUAUGGCCGUCUCACGAGACUUUAUUUUUUCUCCACCUCGCGAGCAGCUGAAACUUAAAUUUGACACUCAUAUGCAGUUUUCAGGACGGAACGCCAGCCAAAUUGAAUUACAAAGCGUAAGGAGAGGAAGAAACAGAUAACGGUAUUCAUUGACAACAUCUAUGUACGUGAGCUUUUUGGUGAGGAAAAUGCGACACGUUGUGUAGUUCUAAAAAUUCCGACAUAUUUUCAUAAAUUUUCAACUUAAAAAACGUAAACCUGUCAUAACCUGUCAUAAUACAUAUCACCAAGGAAAAUAAGACUGCGUUGUGUAAUUCUAAAACUUCUUACAUGUCUCGCUGAAAGUGCCUUAACCAACUGGAUUUUCAUAGAAAUAUUUCAUUGACUGUCAUAUCUAGUGGUACUAAGAUGAGACUCCGUAGUCAUUUAGAUUUAAACGCAAAAGCUUUGACCUGAUGACUAACAACAAUUAGAACAGCUGAACAGGAAGAAGGACUGUGGCGUAUAAAACAGAGGUUUUGUUUUGUAACCAUAGUUACAGAAGUUCAAACAGUUCUAUAAAUUGAAGAAAAGCACGACACCAUAAAGUUUUCAUUAUUGAUACCCUCAAGAACAAAACCAAGUACAGAAAAACACUUUUUCGCUCAGAAGGUAAGAGAUCUGUGAGCUACUUAUCUACAUUUCUUAGACCAAGCCUUUCUUGCUCAGACCAAUUGCGUUAAUUGCAGAAUUGAUUACGAAAAAUUUUGAGCAAAUUUCUGUCAAUUCAGCCACGCGAUAUUUCACAUUCUGUCUCACCCUUCUGGUCAAAGUUGUUAUAAAUUUGAAAAUUUUUAGGUUGAAGUUCUCAAAUAUCAUCCGAAAGUCAUAGAAUGCUCGUGACCUGUCUAACUAAGAUAAAAUCUGGUGAUGUUUAAUGCUAACCACCAUGUUCAACUACCAUGAGCAAUACGAGACAUAAAAAACUUAGGCCUCUGUACUUUACAUACAUUCUAUCGCAUUGUUCAAUUUAAAGUUGCUUCAAAGUUAAUCUUCAUGUUAAUAAUGCGCAAUGCUGUUCUAUCGUAGUGAAGAACAUUUUGAGAUAAAAAAGGAUAAAUUGUUAACAUUUUGUAUUUCAGAAGUGAUCUGAAAUCUUUGUCGGUAGCAAGUCUACAAAAAUUUGUUUCUUGCUCUUAACUUGAUUGCCGCAAGUCAUCAGGAUAAAUUGUUCACAUUUUGUAUUUUCAGAAGUGAUCUGACAUCUUUGUCGGUAGCAAGUCUGCAAAAAUUUGUUUCCUGCUCUUAACUUGACUGCCGCAAGCUCAAAGUUAAACAGGCUGAAAAUAGACAUAUUGAUAAACUCCUGUCACCUCAGAUAAGGGUGAUGUGCUCCAUUUCGUUCUUCUUCGAAGCUUUAUAAAAUAUUGGGUCUUAUAAGAAUAAGAUGAAAUUUACAAGAUAGAGUAAGAAUUUAAAAAUACUCCAGUGCAGACAGCUGCCUAACAUUUGUCAACAUUCAAAUUUACAGGAAAACAGUAAGGUUAUAUUUUGGGACGCUCACUAUUAUACUGAUUACCUUGAAUUUAAUUAUUUAUUUAUAGCAAUGCAGUUCAAGUUUUCUCUUCAACCGAUCAUUAGUAUUCUCUAUAUCUUCCUUGGAAUUAUUCUCCCAUCAUGCUUCUGUUGCACCGGUGAGUAUAGAUCCCUUUUUAAAUUUUUGUGUUUCCUCUUUCUGGUGUCGCUUCCUCAAAACAAUUACACGAACUACAUACGCUACCUGCUGAUCAAAGUAAAUAACCUUAAAGCAGACAAUCCGCUUUAUCUGACUCAAAAUGUCUUCUAUUUAACAAAUAGAGAAGCCUUGACUGUGCCCUGUUCUGUCGUAAAGCACGCACGAAGCGGUUCGAGUACGAAAAACAAGUGUAGGGAGAAACACGAGACGUAGUACAAUAAGCCAAUCAGAAUCGCUGUUAUAACAGUUCAAAUAUCUGAUUGGCUAUCAAAGUUCACAUUCUGCAAUUGUUUACAAACUUAAAUAGUUUGGCAGGUCGAAUCUCACAAUUUUGCCAGAAGUUUUUUAGUCUCUAAGUGGAGGUGAAAUGUUCCGUGAAAUCCGGCCGAAUUGUGGCUCACAAAAACACGCACGUUUUUUCUCAUGAUAAAUAGUAAACAAACUGCUCAAGGCGAAUUUUAUGAAUGAACGAGAGACGAAUUCAUCGGAACUGGAAGAUUGCUCGAGAUGACUGAGCCGCAAAACUCGGUUGCAGUGACUGAUGUGGCCUUCACCACUCAACACAUCGGAAAGGACGUCAGAGCAAGCUCACUGUUAACGCGAAGGGUGGUCGAUGUAAUUUCUGAGGCUUGUUUCACUGGCGAUCUCCGAGCUAGCCACGUUAGCGCAGUCGCUCGCUCGCAGUCGCUCUGACACCGUCAUGAUUAGUAUGAAUUAUAACAGUUAUGCCACUUUGGCUAUAUUUUUUAUCAUUCCUGUUUUGUUCUGUUUUGCUUUUGAACUCGAACUUUAUAUAUUAUUCGAGUGUUAGCUGUGUUUGAUUUUUAUUACUAUUCGCUUGCAAUCUAACUAAGCGUGAAAACCUUCAAAACUCGGACUGUUCAUUUCGUUUUCACUUUGAGGAUUUUCGUCUCUGCUCACGUUAUAAUAACGUCAAUUACGGCGCCUAACAUGUUUAUAAACCUUUGUUUGGUUGUUCUGUUGCUACAUGCCGACUCACUUGUUUCGAAAUAUCACUUUCAAUUAAAAAAAAGGCUAAAGAAAAGUCCUGGAAAAGAUCGGACAUAAUCCAAUUUGGCAGAUGGUGCGACAGCUUAAGCUCAGCUCUAUGCUCUAUACUCUCAUAGAGCACACUCUUUUAACCAAUGACAGCGCGCGUUAUAUCCGAACUUUAUUUUAAUAUGGAAUAGAGAUACAAAAAAAGUAAAAUUUUUAAAAAAGGCUCAAAAUGAUGAAUUAAAACAAACGAUUCACAGAUAUGGUGGUGCGUUGAUGAACGCUAUGAAAAUAUUCUUGAUGUUUUUUUAAUAUUUUCUUUCCGCUUAUUAAUUCACAAUCAAAGAUUAAUUUUUGGUAAUGAAAGCCUCCCAUUUACGUUGAAUUUCCAAGAGAUGAGAAUCACCUUUAGGAAAAACUCGUCAGGGUUCUCAUGCUGUACAGUUUUGAAAUAAAGUUGUUUAAUAUGCCUUUUUCAUCGAUGAAAAUAAGAAAUUACCUCGAGUAAGUGGAAACUAAAUGAUGUAUUUAUUUUGCCUACCACAGACGACGACUGUCGACACAUCAAAUUCAAAGACCCAAUACCGAACAUGGCCAUGAAAAAUCACGUGAUCAAAAGUGUAGAGGUGCCAAACGAGGGGAGCUGCAGAGUAAUGUGUUAUAUGGAGCCUAAUUGUGUGUCCAUCAAUGUUGGACCUGUUACAGGAGGAAGCCAAAAAUGCGAUUUGAAUAACGCCACGGAGGAAAACCAUGCUUCAUUUCUUCUCGUGAACAAUCCAGGCUACGCUUAUCUUGCAAUCGAGGUAACAUUUCACAUUCUUACGAAACUGAGAUGGUUGAAGAGAUUGUUUAAUUUUCUUAGGCUAAAGUGAUCUUAUUCUUGACAUAAGGAAGAUUAGUUCCAAGGUCAAAAGUUAAUUUUUUUUUUUAACAGAAUCCAUGCAGCAGCAGCCCAUGCUUAAACAGUGGCACCUGUCAGGCUGGAUUCACCUAUAAAGGUUUUCGUUGUGUCUGUUGGGAAAGAUUCACUGGAGAAACCUGUCAAAUCAGUGAAGGUGAAAUGAGAGGAUUGUGUGGGCAAGUCUCUCGUUUAGUACGAGAGGAGUUACUCACUUCAGUCCCAAACUUGACUUCAACAACAAAAUAGUAACCACUGAAGUAAAGCUAAUCAAAGUGGUUUGUGAGCAAACUCGUAAAUUGACAUAUGACUUACAUGAUUUUUAGAUUAUGUUUAAUGUUAUCUGGUUUAGGAAAUUUUGUGGCUGAUUGUCAUAUUUAGAGUACGAGCAGUAGUUCAGUGUUCGCUAAUGUAGCAACGAAACAAAGGUAACGUUUGGAUAAGAAGGCAUUACAACUGAAAUGAUCAUGCCAUUACAUUUGACAAGGGUGAAUGAUGUCAUGUGUUUUAAAUAUAUAUCAUUUUUGUUCCUGGUUCAAAAGAAAAGGUUGGAAGUAAAUGUAGGUGAAAAGUGAAAUUUAUUGUCUAUCAUUGUAAAUAUUGGAAAAUCAAGGCAAUACUGCCUUAAUGAAAACAUGAGUGAUUCCCUCUUUAUCAAAUGAGACAUACAGGAAGGAGUUUUGAGUGAUAUAACUAAGCCCAGACUGCUACCGUCAUUUUGGAUUUCAGCCUGGGUAGAUUUUGGUCACGUGCUAGGCAACGUAUACUCAAAAACAAGAUAAAAUUUCAUUUCAGGCCUAUUUAUCAAUUUUGUGGUGUAUAACUUUCGCAUUUUAGUACGUAAUAUUUGUUUUGAAACUUAAAAUUGUCUUGAAACUUAAAAGAAAAUCGUUCUUUAAAAAUUCGCUGAAAAUCGGUAGCUAAAAUUGUUUGUUUAGGUGUUAUUUGAGUUUCGUGUUAACCUGUAAUUUCGUCAGUCGCCGGCACCUUUUGUUGCUUCACACAGAAAAAACACGCGAUACGUAAUGUAAUGAUCGAUUUUGUCCCCAAUCUCACGCCAUAACAGAAAAAGCUUUUGAACACCUUACUGCUUCGGUGUAAGUAAUAUUUUUAAUGAAUCUUCGGAUUGUUUUCAAGUUCAAGGAUUGUAAAUUACAAUUUUAUGAAAAACGAAUGUUGUUCUGUUAUUUCAGUGUGAAUCCUGGCACGCAUGCCAGUCGCUGGCGCCGCUUGUUGAAACUUAAACGAAAAAAAAAACCUCUUUUAAGAUUAUCAUUGGCUUCUUUUUCACCCCACCACUAUUCUUAGGAACAAAGGUCGCCAUUUCGUUUGUUCAUUACUCGCCAAAUACUCUCAAAUGCACUCAAAAGCCUAAAAUUGAAAAAAAGUUUACAGGAAUCGACCAAUCGAGCGAGGGAGCGAGCGAGUGCCAUUCUCCACAUCAUAUCUACAACUCGCUCUUGCGCAUGCAUGCAAUUCACGAGUUAAAAAGGAAAAGCCUAUUACUGUAACUUUACAUGAAUAUAGCUGGUAGAUAUUAAGAAAAGGAAAUGGUACUAGUUAAUGUUCAGAAUUACGUUUUAUCAGCCAGAGCAGUAAUCAGGAAGCCAACAAAAACCAGUCAACAUCCAAACCAUUUAAAGUGGGCGUUCGUUUUAUUUUAUUUUUUGUUUGUUUUUACUGAUUUUCAGUCAAAAGAAACUGCUCAGAAAUCUACAAAUCCACGGGUAAACCAAAUGACGGUGUGUACACCAUUAAACCUGAUAAUUUGCCUGCCUUUGAUGUAUACUGUGACCAAACAACAGCCGGUGGUGGUUGGACAGUGUUCCAGAAAAGACUGAAUGGCUCGGUUGACUUCUACCGCUACUGGAACGACUACAAACAUGGCUUUGGUGACCUGAAAAGUGAAUUUUGGUUGGGACUGGACAAGAUUCACCGGCUGACCUCAGAUAAUAACAGCAUGCUACGUGUGGACUUGGAGGACUUUGAAGGGAAUACUCGAUAUGCUGAGUAUAACAUGUUUGGUGUUAUGAGUGAGAAAGACAAGUACAAGCUGAUCCUUGGUUCCUAUUCAGGUAAAACUGUCAUUUCGUCGCUUCUAUUUUAGUCAUUCUAAGAGGGGUAGGGGGGGGGAAGAAGAGUGCUGAGUGAUGUAAAUAUGCUUAACAUAUUUUACACUGAUAGCUUCGGAAGACAAAAAAAGUAAUCUCAUCGAUAUGCAAUCCUGAACAGUGAAUACCAGACAUUGAUUAGUCCAAAUGUAUUCGCCGGUGGAUCAUGUGCAUUUAACCUGACGAACUAAUCCAACUAUGAUGAGUGUCUCGGUAAACAUAUUUAUUGGCAUUAUCAUAUUGAGUGAUUAAUCUCAAGAAUCUUUGACAUAAAUCAUAGAUAUUAAUAAAAUACUUUUACUCCAUUUCAUCAUGGUUAAAUUAUACUUAUCUGAUAUUUCAAGAUUUCUUUUGAAUUACGAACGGCUAAUAGUUGGUCAAACGUAACGCUCAUACUGCGGCUCAUGCAUUUUGUCAGGAAAUUCUGGUGACUCUCUUGCUUAUCAUCGCGGUAUGCCGUUCACCACUAGAGAUCAACAUAAUGACAAUCAUAGAAUUCACAACUGCGCCAAUAAGUUCAAAGGAGCCUGGUGGUACAAGAAUUGUCACAAAUCAAAUCUCAAUGGUUUAUAUCUUCGUGGCAAUCACUCCUCCUAUGCUGAUGGAGUGAACUGGAAAGACUGGAAAGGAUAUCAUUACUCCCUCAAGAGAACCGAGAUGAAAAUAAGACCAGUGGAUUUCUGAACUGUCAUGUUUAUGGCACAACAAUGAUACAGUACCAACUUAACCAAAAAACGACUGUCUCGAUCAAGUCUAUUCAGCAUGUAAUAAUCACUAUUAAAUUGGAGCUUAGCGAAAUGUUGUUCAGGUUUUUCUUGCUUCUUUGUGCGUGUUUUUCAAAAUAGGAAUAGUUGAUUCUGUAGAAUGGGCCAGUUAGCCUAUAAUAAUAAUCAUCAUAAUAGCAAUAAUAACUUAAUCUAUAUAGCAGUAGAUGCAAAAAGCUCCUGAUCAUAGUUGUAAAUUGACAGUUCAUCAUCUCAUCAUCAGUAGCUGUGGAAAAAUGCGUCUUUAAUUUGUUCUCAAAAAACAGAAACUAAUGGACUCAAUUUAAGGUUUAUGGGUGAGACAUUCUAUAGCCUGGGGGCAGCGGCUGAAUAGACCCUGUCUUCAUAAAAUUUUAGGCGCGUCUGAGGUAUUCACAAGAGUUAUCCUCGAAUCUAAAUGGCUUGUAUCAUCAUAGCCAUCAGGCGUCCUACGCUCCUUCUAUCUCGGUUCUACAAGUUUUGAUUCUUUACAAUUUUGACUCGUAUUUUCAGUUGACGGAACGCAAAGCGAUCACACAGCCUUCGUUUUUUUAAAGUCAAGAUCAGAAGAAUAAACCCAGUCGCUAAUUCAGUUCUAGUUCCCUUUGAUUUCUAUAACGAAACUCCAAACAAUUACCCAAUGAUUUGAAUCUAAAGAACGCUAUCAGAAAAACAAAUAUUUCAAGCUCUAGUGUACACUGGAAUGCAGCACUGUAAUGUCGAUGAUUCUAAAAUGCUUCAUAUGUUGCUUUUAUUUGAAUUUUCUUAGCUUUUGCAAAAGUAAAUACCUUGCACUGCUAUUGAUAAACAUAUUGCAAUUUUAAUCAUAAGAACACAUUGUCACGCACAAGGUCCAUUUUGUAGAUAUGGCUCAUCAGGUGAUUGUGUUACAAAGUGAGUUUGUAGAAAUAACAAAUGUAAGGAUGAGUAGGUGAAAUAUGUUUUGUUUUAUUCCCCCUAGCCUCGGAGCCACUUUAGAAUUUUGAUGUAUCGAAAGUGGUCUAUUGGAUCGAUUGUGAUCUUUGCAGGCUGAAAGAGGACUCCUUACAGCUUUAGUUACUUAUAAAUGAUUAAAAUCUAUGAUACAUAAAAGUUUUCUGUUUUUCACAAUUUCAAUGCGAUGGGGAACGAAAUCAAGAAACGGAGACCUUUCUUUCAGCUCGUUCUGCGGCUAUGGCGUCCAACUCGUGUAAAGUUUUGAAUUCAAACGUGAGUUUGUCCACAUCUUUAGGUGCACGUCCCAGGUACCGCGGAAUCUGCAGGUAGGUUUCCACCAUCCACGCUCUGAAAUUCAUGUCUCUGGUGAAAGCAAGAAAUUUGUUAGUGGCAGGCUCAAAAGAUUCACCUUCGUUUCACCCUUUACACCCUAACAUCAGGAUGCAUAUUCUCCAUACUGCGCUCUAUACAUUUUCUCAGCUGAUGACAGGGAGAAUUUGUUUAACGAUCAAGAGCUUCUUCAGUUGUUGGUCAUUUCUUUUUUUCUCAUGACCUUAAUGUUUGAUUCAGGGGUAACAAUGUAAGGAGAAAUUAAGUGGUAGUCAUUCUUAAGGGUCAGCACGGAUUCAAUGAAAGCCGAUUACCGGCGGUGUCUCUCAGGAUGUAAGACCUCUUACCGCCGUCUGUUUAGUUACGAGCUGGCUCUUGUGUUUGGGUUUGUUUAAAAAACUAUCAAAUGCCAGUCGUAAAACGUAUGGUCAGACGUGAUGUAGGAGUAUCAUUCGAUAAUUGAAAGUAUAAUAACCGGAAGUAGAGUCGUAACAGGGAACCGGAAGUCAGAACACUUUAAGGACAGGUAAGGUUGAAAUGUCGUUCGAACUGGCGGGCUCCCCACGCAAUAAAACUCGUUCUGAGAAGCACAAAAAUUCUACAUGGAUUAUAUGAUGAGAAUGACAAGAAAUCUCAUCUCAGGCGAUGGCACUGAGAAGAACUUCUCACUUAUUUGGAAAACAGGAUUACCCUAUUCUGACAUCGAGAACGUACGAUUCAAAGAUGGUCCCUACCUUUGACUAUAGACUACUUUGCUUUAUGUGGCCUCCCCUAGAUCCGCCCCCGUGUUAUUUUAUGUAUAUUUUUGGGUAAUAUCGGUCGUUCGUUUUGGUCGCUAGGUUCGUUUUGUUUCGAUCGUUUUGCUUUGGUCAUUUCGGUGGUUUCGCAUGUUUCGUUUCGUUUUGCUGUAUCAUUUCUUCAUCCUGGUUGCCUGAGAGGAAGCCACCAGCCAAAAAAGCAAAAGAUUUUAGGCAAACACGAUCUUAAACUAGAAAUAUUUAUGUUUUCUAUUGUCAAUUCUACUGCGUUUGUGUUCCAACAAUUAUCAUUCACAUAUAAUCAUUUGCGGCUUUUUCAUAGAAUUUGACUUUCCGGCACUUUUCAAAAACCUUGUACUGGAUAAUCAAAAAUAUAAAAGAUCAAAACCAUGAACUGAUGAAUACCUACAAUUGCAACGUAUGAUUAGGAAGAAAAACUAAAGCGCUUCUGUUCAUCGCUUAUUAAACAUAUUUUGUUUUGUAACCAUGGUUACAGCACUUAAAACAGUUUUACUAACGAUGGCGCGACACCACUUUUUUAGCCAUUGAUAUUUUCCGGGGUAUUUAAGACCCUCACUUUAAUCUAAUAGAAAAAGGAAGACCCCUUAUAUGGUAUCUUCGUGCUUUAAAUGUUUGGAACAAUGACCAUAUCCUUUGACAGCCGUUUAAAGAUUUUUCCGACGGCAAACAUUCUGCUUGUUUUGAGACACAACUAAUUAGUAAAUAAAACCGUUCGGGCGGCUGAUAAAUCGGCUGAUAAUGUCCACGGCUGAGAUAUCGUCCAAAAAUUUAAAAAAAUAUAUGGCUGAGAAGCAAAGCUUCGCGGGAAAAUGUGAAGUUUUUAUGACAAUCUUUCAGCCAAGGACAUUAUCAGCCGAAAUACCAGCGAGCCAGAAAGGGGUUUAUCUAUUUUAAAACGCACCCUCCUCUUAAUUCUCAUAUCACGCGAGACCGCUUGUAAAAAAACAAGUGCUUAUCUGAUGCGGAUGCGCAGUUGCGACCCGCUUUUUAAUAUUUUACUAGACUCUACAUAAAGAAUGUUUUUUUGUAAAGUAGCCAAUAUACUGGCACGAAAAUUAAUGGUUGAUUAUAACGUCAUAGGCUUGUUUCAAAUUUCGCUCGAGACUUUGUCCCACUGUGUUUGGGUUCCUACAAUUAUUGAUCUCAUUUCAUAAUUUGCAGCUUUGUUUUAGAGUUAGACUUGCUGGCUUUUUUCAAAACUCCUCUGGAGGACUCUUAACGAGGUAUUUCAUUGACUACUAUACUUUUCCAGUGUUACUUAGAGAAAAACCAGUCACCCACAGUUAACACAAAAACAAUGAUCUGAUAACUACAAAUAAGUAGAACAGCUGAACAGGAAGAAGGUCUGUAGCGUUUAUGUUCACCACUCAUUAAACCAUUCCGUUUUGUAACCAUAGUUACAGCACUUCAAACACUUCUCUGGAGGGUAACAAGACACGACUUUCACUUCUGACACAUCCAAACACAAUAUCAAGUACAACAAACAUUUUGUCAGUCAGAAGGUAAGAAAAUAUAUUUGUAAGUUACUUUCCAUUUUUUGCACGAGGGUCAAUUUAUUCACAUGAGUUAUGUCGAGCGACGAUGAAAAUGAUGUUAUUAAUAACGCUCUGUUGAGGGGCGUUCGAAAUGGUAGCCUUAGAAACCCUUUAUGGGGAUCAUUUGCGUUUUCAACUCAGUUACUAGAACUAAUUUAUCUUGUGGUUAAUAACAGCCUCUUUUAAGAAGAGUACCCUACUACAAAUAAGGUUUUCGCGCGAGAUGAGAAGUACAGUAUCGUACAACGCUGUAUAUUUUAUCAUUACUAAGGCCUAUGGAUUCCUGGGGAAAAAAAAACCUCAAGGUCGACAUGUACCCUUUGCACUUUAUCGCCAUUUUUCCUAAGUUUCUGGGUACUUUCAAGUGAGAUCAGUUUUGUCAGCGGACAGAUAUUGAGUCAAAAUGUUUGGUUUGUGAUGAUAUCAUUGAUAAUUUCGGCAUGUACUAAGACCCCAAACAGCAAAACGAAACGACCGCAGAAAAUAUAGAUUUAACUUCAGAUAUUCUCUCGCAUUUAAGGUUUUUAAAUAUUAUGGCCGUAAUAUUAUCCACCACGCGAGUAGCUGAAAGUAAAAUUUGACAUUUAUAUGUAGUUUUCAGGACGGAACGCCAGCCAAAUUAAAUACCAAAGCGUAAGGAUAAGAAGAAACAGAUAGCAGUUUCAUUGACAACAUCUAUGUACAUGACUUUUUUAUUGAUUUUUUUUUUCAAGAAGGUUCCCUUCGCUUCACAUGCUUCACUCCACUUCACUUCUAUUUUUCGUUUUCUUUCAUAUUUACAAGAUAUUCCUUUGACCCGCAGAUAGCAAAUUCUAAUCGAGGCGGGUCAAAUUUGGUUAUUUAUUGAUUAAUUAAUUUUUUUCUUUACUGACUUAAUUUAAUUACACUGGAAAUAAAACGGGAAUGAAGAAAUAUAACAUAAAAGGACGAAAAGAUAAAAGGAAAAUGGCAGAUGUUCAUUGUAAAGGAGAAAAAGUCUUAGCGUUUUUAAGUGCACGAAAAAUAUUGUAGAACUGGUUCAAUUUGAUUCGAUUUUGCUGUUUGAAUUUUAGCAUUAUCUCAUCAGGCUCCACAUAAGAAUCUUCUAAGAAUCUAGAAUAUUGAGAAGAACUCUUUUUGUUUCCUUUUCGAAGGAUUUCUUUGACAAAUUUCUGUAUUCAUUAGGCAUCUUAUUUCAGACUUUGACACCAACACGCGAAAAGGCUUUUUUUUGCAUUUUAAGGUCGUUAGGUUCGCUUCAAUUCCAUCGUUCUGUUUUGGUCAUUUCGGUGGUUUUGCAUGUUUCGCUCGUUUCGUUUCGUUUCGCUGUUUCGGGUUUUAGUAAAUGUCAUUAAUUUUCAUGAUAUCAUUUCUUCAUCCUGGUUGCUUGGGAAAAUAAGAGUAAUUUCGACGAGAGCAUUUUAAGCAAGAUGCAUUCUGAAUUGGAAAAUCAUAACCUUAUAUGUAACACCGUGGUUAACUCCGGAGGAAAAUGCGACACGUUGUGUAAUUCUAAAAAUUCAUAUUUUCAUAAAUUUUCAAUUUGAAAGACACAAAACCGGUCAUAGCACUUUAAUCAUCUCCAGGGAAGAUAGGAAAACAUUGUGUAGUUCUAAAACUUCUUACAUGUCCCGCCGAAGGUGUUUUGACCAAAUAAUUUGUAGCUUUGUUUAAGAGUUAGACUUGCCAUAUAAGUUUUUCAAAACAUUCUACUGGAUUUUCAUUGAAGUAAUUCAUUGACUGACAUAUCAAGUUGUAGUAAGAUGAGACACCGCAGUCAUUUAGAUUUAAACACAAAAGCUUUGACCAGAUGACUAACAACAAUAAGAACAGCUGAACAGGAAGAAGGACUGUGGCGUAUAAAACAGCGGUUUUUUUUAACCAUGGUCACAGAAGUUCAAAACAUUCUAUAAAUUAAAGGAAAGCUCGACACCAUAAAGUUUUCACUGUUGAUAUCCCCAGGAACAAAACCAAGUACGAAAAACGCUUUUUCGCUCAGAAGGUAAGAAAUAUCUCUGUGAGCUACUUAUCUAUAUUUCUUAGACCAGGCCUUUCUUGCUCAGACCAAUUGCGCUGAUUCCAGAAAUAAUCGAGAAAAAUUUUGUGUAAAGUUGUGUCAAUUCAGCCACACGAUAUUUCACAUUCUGUCAUAUCCUUCUGGUCAAAGUUGUUACAAAUUUGAAAUUUAUUAGGUUGAACUUCUCAAAUACCAUCCGUAAGUCAUAGAAUACUUGCGACCUGUCUUACUAAGAUAAUAUCGGGUGAUGUUUAGUGCUGAUUACCAUGCUCAACUACCACGGGCAAAACGAGCCCUAAAAAACUUAGGCCUCUGUACUUUACAUACAUUUUAUCGCAUUCUUCGAUUUGAAGUUGCUACAAAGUUAAUCUUCAUGUUAAUAAUGUGCAAUGCUGUUCUAUCGUGCUGGAGAAUUGUUUGAGAUAAACAAAGGAUAAAUUGCUAAAAUUUUGUAUUUCAGAAGUGAUCUGACAUCUUUGUCGGUAGCAAUUCUGCAAAAAUUUGUUUCUUGCUCUUAACUUAACUGCCGCAAGUUCAAAGUUAAACAGGCUGAAAAUAAACAUAUUGAUAAACUCCUUUUACCUCCGGUAAGGGUGAUGUGCUCUAUUUCGUUCUUCCCGAAACUUUGUUGAAUAUUAUGGCUUAUCAGAAUGAGAUGAAAUUUACAAGGUAGAGUAAGAAUUUUAAAAAUACUCCAAUGCAGACAAACAACAACGGUCUAUUAUUUCCUCUUUUUGCGCCUUUUGCAGCUGUUAACUCACUUUCGAAAAUGGAUAUGUAAUAUGAAGUAAUUCAUACUAUGCUUUAUUUUUUGUGCAAGGAAUGACACAAGUCUGUUAGCAUAACAACGUGUUUUAGACCAAUGAAAAAACCGAACGAAGUAUUUGCCUUCGAAAUGUUGUGCUAAUUAAGAGUCCCUUUAAGUAGACAAAGCUGGCAAAUAAUGCCGAGCACCUGCCUAACAUUUGUCAACAACAUUCAAAUUUACAGGAAAACAGGAAGGUGUAUAUUUUGGGACGCUCACCAUUAUAUUUUUUACCAUGAAUUUACAAUCAUUUAUUUACAGCGAUGCAGUUGAAGUUUUCUCUUCAACCGAUCAUUGUUAUUCUCUAUAUCUUCCUUGGAAUUAUUCUCCCAUCAUGCUUCUGUUGCACAGGUGAGUAUAGAUCCCUUUUUAAAUUUUUGUGUUUCCUCUUUUUAGUGUCGUUUCCUCAAAACAAUUACACGAACUACAUACGCUACCUGCUGAUCAAAGUAAAUAACCUUAAAGCAGACAAUCCGCUUUAUCUAACUCAAAAUUUCUUCUAUUUAACAAAUACAGAAGCCUUGACUGUGCCCUGUUCUGUUGUAAAGCACGCACGAAGCGGUUCGAGCACGAAAAAGAAGCGUAGGGAGAAACACGAGACGUAGUACAAUAAGCCAAUCAGAAUCGUUGUUAUAACAGUUCAAAUAUCUGAUUGGCUGUACAAGACUAAAGCUGUCAGAAAUGUCAAACCAUCAAAGUUCACAUUCUGCAAUUGUUUACAAACUUAAAUAGUUUGGCAGGUCGAAUCUCACACUUUUGCCAGAAGUGUUUUAGUCUCUAAGUGGAGGUGAAAUGUUCCGUGAAAUCCGGCUGAAUUGUGGCUCACAAAAACACGCACGUUUUUUCACAUGAUAAAUAGUAAACAAACUGCUCAAGGCGAAUUUUAUGAAUGAACGAGAGACGAAUUCACCGGAACUGGAAGAUUGCUCGAGAUGAUCGACUGAGCCGCAAAACUCGGUUGCAGUGACUGAUGUGGCCUUCACCACUCAACACAUCGGAAAGGACGUCAGAGCAAGCUCACUGUUAACGCGAAGGGCGGUCGAUGUAAUUUCUGAGGCUUGCUUCACUGGCGAUCUCCGAGCUAGCCACGUUAGCGCAGUCGCUCGCUCGCAGUCGCUCUGACACCGUCAUGAUUAGUAUGAAUUAUAACAGUUAUGCCACUUUAGCUAUAUUUUUAAUCAUUCCUGUUUUGUUCUGUUUUGCUUUUGAACUCGAACUUUAUAUACUAUACGAGCGUUAGCUGUGUUUGAUUUUUAUUACUAUUCGCUUGCAAUCUAACUAAACGUGAAAACCUUCAAAACUCGCACUGUUCAUUUCGUUUUCACUUUGAGGAUUUUCGUCUCUGCUCAUAAUAACGUCAAUAACGGCGCCUAACAUGUUUAUAAACCUUUGUUUGGUUGUUCUGUUGCUACUUGCCGGCUCGCUUGUUUCGAAAUAUCACUUUCAAAUAAAAAAAAAAAAAAAAAAGCUAGAGAAAAGUCCUGGAAAAGGUCGGACAUAGUCCAAUUUCGCAGAUGGCGCGACAGCUUUAGCUCAGCUCUAUGCUCUAUACUCUCAUAGAGCACGCUCUUUCAACCAAUGACAGCGCGCGUUAUAUCCGAACUUUAUUAUAGUUAACAAAUAGAGAAGCCUUGACUGUGCUCUGUUCUGUUAUAAAGCACCUAGGAAGCGGCUAGAGCACGAAAGAAGUGUAGGGAGAAACACGAGACGUAGUCGAGUGUUUCUUCCCACUUCUUGAGUGCUCUAGCCGCUUCCUAAGUGCUUUAUAACAGAACAGAGCACAGUCAAGGCUUCUCUAUUUGUUUUAUAAUAAAGAAUCCGUUAAAUUCCCCAUGUAUUACUUUCAAUUUUCAAAACAAACUUUAUUUCCAUACUCUCAUAGAGCACGCUACAAUAAGCCAAUCAGAAUCCCUGUUAGAAUGGUUCAAAUAAUCUGAUUGGCUGUACAAGACAAAAGCUGUCAAAAGUGUCAAACCACCAAAGUUCAAAAACCAUCAAAAACUCUGCGAUAGUUUACAAACUAAAAGAAUUCGGCAGGUCGAAUUUAACGCUUUUGCCUGUAGUUUUUCAUUCAGAAUCUUGAAGUGAAAUGUUCAGUGAACUUCAGCCGAAUUAUGGCUCAUGAAAACACGCGGGUUUUUUCACAUGACAAGGUAGAAAACAAACUGUUCAAGGUGAGUGUUUUUUAAAUGAACGACAGCCGAAUUCACCGGAACAUGAAGAUCGCUCGGGAUGACAGCGCCGCAAAACUCGGCUGCAGUGACUGAAGUGACUUUCCACUCAACACAUUGGAAAGGAUAUCAGAGCGAGCUCUUAUUUUUUCACUCGAAGGGCGGCCGAUGUAGUUUCCGAGGCUUGCUUUACUGUGAUGACCGGAGAUCGGCAUGAUAAGUGAGCCGCGAUGGACUUCAGCAUGAUCAUAUUUGCUCAGACACCGUCAUGAUUAGUAUGAAUUUGAACAAUUAUGCCAGUUUGGUUAUAUUUUUCAUCAUUUCUGUUUUGUUCUGUUUUGUUUUUGAACUCUGAACUUUAUAUACUAUACGAGUGUUGGCUGUGUUUGAUUUUCAUUACCGUACGUAAGCUUGCAAUCUAACUGAGCGUGAAAAUCUUUAAAACUCGGAAUGUCUAUUUUGUUUUUCCUUUGAGGAUUUUCGUAUCUGCCCACGUUUUAAUAACGUAAAUAACGGCGCCUGGUAUGUUUACAAACCUUUCUUUGGUUCUUCUGUUACUACUUGCCGGCUCGCUUGUUCCGAAAUUUCACUUUCAAUUAUCGGAAAAAAACUAAAAAGAAGUCCCGGAAAAGGUCGAACAUGGUACAAUUUGGCAGAUGGCGUGACAGCUUUAGCUCAGUUCUAUGCUCUAUACUCUCAUAUUGCACGCUCUUUCAACCAAUGACAGCGCGUGUUAUAUCCGAACUUUAUUAUAAUAUGGAACAGAGAUACAAAAAAAGUAAAAUUUAAAAAAGGCUCAAAAUGAUGAAUUAAAACAAACGAUUCACAGAUAUAGCGGUGCGUUAAUGAACGCUAUGAAAAUAUUCUUCAUAUUUUUUUAACAUUUUCUUUCCGCUCAAGAAUUCACAAUCAAAGAUUAAUUUUUGGUAAUGAAAGCCUCCCAGUUACGUUGAAAUUUCAAGAGAUGAGAAUCACCUUUAGGGAAAACUCGUUGGGGUUCUCAUGCUGUAAAGUUUCGAAAUAAAGUUGUUUAAUGUGCCUUUUUCAUCGAUGAAAAUAAGAAAUUAUCUCGAGUGAGUGGAAACUAAAUGAUGUAUUUGUUUUGCCUACUACAGACGACGAUAGGCGACACAUUAAAUUCAAGGACCCAAUACCGAACAUGGCCAUGAAAAAUCACGCGAUCAAAAGUGCAGAGGUGCCAAACGAAGGGAGCUGCAAAGUAAUGUGUUUGAUGGAGCCUAAUUGUGUGUCCAUCAAUGUUGGACCUGUUGCAGGAGGAAACCAAAAAUGCGAGUUGAAUAACGCCACGGAGGAAAACCAUGCUCCCUUUCUUCUCGUGAACAAUCGGGGUUACACAUAUCUUGCAAUCGAGGUAACAUUUCACAUUCUUACGAAAGUAAGAUGGUAGAAGAGAUUGGUUCAUUUUCUUAGGCUAAAGCGAUCUUAUUCUUGACAUAAGGAAGAUCUGCACAAAAGUUUACUUUGGUUUGUCAACAGAAUCCAUGCAGCAUCAGCCCAUGCUUAAACAGAGGCACCUGUCAAGCUGGAUUCACCUAUAAAGGUUUUCGUUGUGUCUGUCAGGAAAGAUUCACUGGAGAAACCUGCCAAGUCAGUGAAGGUGAAAUGAGUGGAUUGUGUGGGCCACUCUCGCGUGUAGUACGCGAGGAGUUACUCACUCAAGUCCCAAACUUGACUUCAAGAACAAAAUAUGAACCACUGAAAUGAAGCUAAAAAGGAAAAGCCUAUUAUUGUAACUUUACAUGAAUAUAGCUGGUAGAUAUUAAGGAAAAAGAAAUGGUACUAGUUAAUGUUCAGAAUCAAGUUUUAUCAGCCAGAGCAGUAGUCAGGAAAGCAAAAAAAAAGCAUUAAACAUCCAAAGCAUUUAUAGCGGGCGUUUUGUUUAUUUCUUUUUUCUGAUUUUCAGUCAAAAGAAACUGCGCAGAAAUCUACAAGUCCGCAGGUAAACCAACUGACGGUAUGUACACCAUCAAACCUGAUAAUUUGCCUGCUUUUGAUGUAUUUUGUGACCAAACAACAGCCGGUGGUGGUUGGACAGUGUUCCAGAAAAGACUGAACGGCUCGGUUGAUUUCUACCGCUCCUGGAAAGACUACAAACAUGGCUUUGGUGACCUGAAAAGUGAAUUUUGGUUGGGACUGGACAAGAUUCACCGGCUGACCUCAGAUAAUAACAGCAUGCUGCGUGUGGACUUAGAGGACUUUGAAGGGAACACAGCUUAUGCCGAGUAUAACAUGUUUGGUGUUAUGAGUGAGAGAGACAAGUACAAGCUGAUCCUUGGUUCUUAUUCAGGUAGAACCGUCAUUUCGUCCCUCCUAUUCUAGUCAUUCAAAAAGGAGGGGGAGGGGGUGAAGAGAGUGCUGAGUAAUUUUAAUAUGCUUAACAUCUUUUACGUCAAUAACUUUAGAAGACCAAAAAAAAGUAAUCUCAGCUCAUCGAUAUGCAAUCUUGAACAACGCAUACCGGACGUUGAUAAGAACUGUCAUUUCCUUGCUUCUUUUCUAGUCAUUCUAAAAGAGGAGGGGGGGGGAGAGUGCUGAGUAAUGUAAAUAUGCGUAAACUCUUUUAUAUAAAUGGCUUUGGAAGACAAAAAAGUAACCUCAGCUCAUCGAAAUACAAUAAUCUUAGACAGCGCAUACCUGACAUUAGUAAGUCCCAAGGUAUUUCGCCGGUGGAUCAUGCGCAGUUAACCUGACGAACUAAUCCAACCCUGAUGAGUGUCUCGGCAAACAUAUUUAUUGGCAUUAUCACGUUUAGUGAUACCAUUAUCGUUAAAUUAUACUUAUCCGAUAGUUCAAGAUUUCUUUUGAAUUACAAAGGGCUCAUUGUUGGUCAAACGUAAUACUCAUAAAUGCUCGUUUUUUCAGGAAAUUCUGGCGACUCUCUUGCUUAUCAUCGCGGUUUGCCAUUCACCACUAG
Messenger RNA from Pocillopora meandrina, 22911 nucleotides. The record is from the annotation of a GenBank genome assembly. Lineage: Eukaryota; Metazoa; Cnidaria; Anthozoa; Scleractinia; Pocilloporidae.